AUGGUUAUUCCUGACCACACCAAAAUUGCUCCUGUAUCGUCACUUAUUAAUAAAUUUGAACAAAACCCGGACGAAGCGUCUAGUCAACCAAAUUCUCGAGCUCGUAGUCCUAAUCCUGGAAAGAUAGUUCAUGGUUAUGAAGGUAAAACAACUGAAGAGACUAGUAUUACGACUACGACCGAGAAAAAAACCGAACCAAAAGCAGAACCAAUUAUCGAAACUGUUCAAACGAGCGAAACUGUUGUUGUAACUGAAACUCUUAAUGGUGAAGAAGAAAAAGUUAAUGAAGAAAAGAGUCAAGAGACGGAAGUACCUGUUGUUAUAGAAGAUAAACAAGAAUUAAAAGAAGAAAAUCAGGAGGAACAACAUAAUGUAGAAAUUACUGUAACGGAUAAUGAUACCAAAGCUGCAACUGCUACUACUGCAACAAACACCGCUUCUGAAAAGAAUGUAAAGAAAACUGGUACCACCGCUAAAAAGACUGUCAAACAUCCUAGUUCUACCAUUCCUACUAAAACUACAACUGCGAAAAAAACAUCAACAGUUCAUACUUCAUCCGAUAAAAGUAAAUUAUCAACUGGUAAUAGUUCAUCAGCUGUUCGUUCCAAAUCUCCUGUAGGAAGAACAACAACCGCUUCGGCUACCAAGACUAAACCAUCCACCACUCCAAGUACCAGACAACCAAUAAAACCUUCACAAGCUAAAACUCCUGCUACUGAAAAAACUAAACCAACUGUAACGAAAACAGCUACCACAAAACCUAUUGUUAAGCCUCCUGCUCCAAAGACUACUCCUGUUACUGUCAAUACUACAGCUUCAGAGAAAAAAACAUCUGUUACUAAAGUUCCUGGAAAAGUUACAAAGAAUACUCCAGCUUCUAAAACGAUUAAAAAACCAGCUACAGAUAAGAAAGUUCCUCCUGAAAAAAAAGCAGCUUCUAAAGAAACUAUUCAAUCAGAAGAAACUACUCAAUCAGAAGGUGCCACUCAAUCAGAGAGUCCUACUCAAUCAGAUGGUGUUACUCAAUCAGAUGAAGUUGUCCAAUUAGAAGAAACUGAUGUUAAAUCCGAAAGUUCAAAAGAUAAUGAGAUCGUUGAAGAACAUGAAUCAAGCGAACCAUGUGAAGAAGAAGUUCACGAAAAAGAAUCGUCAGAAAAGGAAUUCCAUGAAAAUCAGAAUGAAAUUUCAGUUACUGUGUCUCAUGAUGAAAUUUCAGUUACUGAGUCUCAUGAUGAAGUUUUGGUUACCGAGUCGGAAGAUAAAUCUCACGUUGAAGCUAUAGGAGAGACUCAUGAAAAUGAUGUCGAAGUUCCCGAAGAAUCUCCUGCUAUAGAUCAUGAAGAGUCGGUAGCUGAAACUGACCAAGUUACUGAAUUUCAAACGGAAACUAUCGAGAAAUCUACCGAUUUAACGGCUACAGAAUCUCUUUCGCAACCAAAACAUAUAGACGAUAUCGUUGAAGUUGUGACUGUUGAAACUGUUGAAAUCGAGAAAGAACCAUAA
Molecule: messenger RNA, 1503 nt
Organism: Cetraspora pellucida
Lineage: Eukaryota; Fungi; Glomeromycota; Glomeromycetes; Diversisporales; Gigasporaceae
Source: the annotation of a GenBank genome assembly